Messenger RNA from Daldinia vernicosa, 1902 nucleotides. Its product is annotated as TBP-interacting protein. Lineage: Eukaryota; Fungi; Ascomycota; Sordariomycetes; Xylariales; Hypoxylaceae. The coding region runs from base 253 to 1629 and encodes 458 amino acids. Gene Ontology annotation, biological process: chromatin remodeling; regulation of transcription by RNA polymerase II; box C/D snoRNP assembly. Gene Ontology annotation, cellular component: R2TP complex; NuA4 histone acetyltransferase complex; Ino80 complex. The record is from RefSeq and is a predicted model, not a curated record. The transcript is spliced from 4 exons. Gene Ontology annotation, molecular function: DNA helicase activity; ATP binding; ATP hydrolysis activity.
GCUCUAACCGUAGGUUAACAUCAAUUCAUUGACCCAAGCUCCCAACUCUGAUAAGUUCAUAAUUUCUAAUGCGACACCGAUUUUCAGCACUUCUUCUAAGCUACUAGUUUCACAUAUGAUUUCUAACCCUACAAACCCUUUCAAAUAAGCAAUCAAGAUCGGUCUUUGAUUGAAUCUAAAUUACCUACUUCGUAGAACCACGAUUUAUUCCCACCGUUUAGUGAUAAACGAUAAACCCAUCCCUUCGCAAAGAUGGUGCAAAUCAGCGAGGUUAAGGGCAACAAUCGCGAAAAUCGAACUGCUGCUCACACUCACAUCAAAGGAUUAGGCCUCAAAUCCGAUGGCACAGCUGAGAGGCAGGCCGGCGGCUUUGUAGGCCAACAGCAGGCCCGAGAGGCUGCUGGUGUCAUCGUCGACCUCAUUCGCGCUUCGAAGAUGGCCGGCCGUGGUGUAUUACUCGCGGGCGGACCUGGGACCGGAAAGACGGCACUUGCGCUUGCGCUGAGCCACGAACUCGGCACCAAGAUUCCCUUUUGCCCAAUCGUCGGAAGCGAGAUCUACUCAACCGAAGUGAAGAAGACCGAAGUGUUGAUGGAAAACUUCCGAAGAGCCAUCGGAUUAAAAGUGCGCGAGACGAAAGAGGUUUACGAGGGUGAAGUCACAGAGCUCACCCCAGAAGAGGCAGAGAACCCGCUAGGUGGCUAUGGAAAGACUAUCAGCACGCUGCUGAUAGGCUUGAAGAGUGCAAGGGGCCAGAAGAAGCUCAGAUUAGAUCCAAGCAUCUACGAAGCAAUCCAGAAGGAGAGAGUUACCGUUGGAGAUGUCAUCUACAUUGAGGCGAACACAGGUGCCUGCAAAAGGGUCGGACGAUCAGACGCGUACGCCACAGAAUUCGAUCUCGAAGCAGAGGAGUAUGUCCCUAUUCCGAAGGGUGAGGUGCACAAGAAGAAAGAGAUCGUGCAAGAUGUUACACUUCACGACCUGGACGUUGCCAACGCCCGGCCCCAAGGCGGCCAGGACAUAAUGAGUAUGAUGGGCCAGCUUAUGAAGCCCAAGAUGACGGAGAUCACAGAGAAGCUACGAGACGAGAUCAACAAGGUCGUUAGCAAAUACAUUGAUCAGGGAGUAGCUGAACUUGUCCCUGGUGUCUUAUUCAUUGAUGAGGCUCACAUGCUUGACAUUGAGUGUUUUACAUAUCUCAACCGAGCGUUAGAAUCUUCAAUCUCACCGAUUGUCGUGCUUGCCUCGAAUCGCGGUAUGUGCACCAUCCGUGGUACGGAUGGUGUUGUUGCCGCACACGGCAUCCCCCCUGACUUCUUAGCCCGGCUCCUCAUUAUCCCUACCACACCGUACGAGGCCGACGAGAUUAAGCGCAUUGUACGCAUCCGAGCAACAACAGAAGGUGUGCAGAUCACGGAUGCCGCUAUUGACAAGAUCGCGGAGCACGGUGUGCGCAUUAGUCUCAGAUACUGUCUUCAGUUGUUGACUCCCGCAAGCAUUCUCGCUCGAGUCAAUGGUCGUAGUCAGAUUGAUAUCAAAGAUGUUGCAGAGUGCGAGGAGCUUUUCCUCGAUGCGCGACGGAGUGCCGACUUAUUGAGCGGUGAGACAGGACGUGGGUUUAUCUCAUAAGCACGUUGUGUCUUAAGUUAAGAAAACGGGAGGUCUUAGACCACGGACGGGACUUAUCAUAAUAAUCCAAUUUCGCAAGGCUACGGCCCCGAAACUGCGAGAAAUAAGCAUCUGGGAUAGGAAAAUUACAUUACGGAGGGGUUUCGGAGUUCCUAAAUGUACUAUGUAUGUGUAUGUGUGUGUGUUGGUUGUUCGCAAUAUAAAUAGAGAGACAACCUGGUUGGUUGCUUUCCAGAUCGCCAACCCCAGAGAUAAUACUGAGACAUUGCAAAA